Molecule: messenger RNA, 2031 nt
Organism: Thamnophis elegans (Western terrestrial garter snake)
Lineage: Eukaryota; Metazoa; Chordata; Lepidosauria; Squamata; Natricidae
Product: zinc metalloproteinase-disintegrin-like ohanin
Biological process (GO): proteolysis
Cellular component (GO): plasma membrane
Molecular function (GO): metalloendopeptidase activity
Source: RefSeq, a predicted model, not a curated record
AUGAAGCUGAAGGACUCAUUAAUUGCUUCUCACAGUCAACAGGACAAAAGCUCAGUUUGUCUUGAAAGCAAAAAAAGAUUCUUUGUCUGCCAGCCAAAUCUAGGCUCCAAAAUGUUCCAGGUUCUCUUGGUAACCAUCUGCUUAGCGGUUUUUCCAUAUUAAGGGAGUUCUAUAAUCUUGGAAGCUGGGAAGGUUAACGAUUAUGAAGUAGUUUAUCCACAAAAAAUCCAUCCAUUGCCCAAAAGCAGAAAUCAGCAGCGUGAGCAAAAGGUGAACUAUGAAGAUACCUUGAAAUAUGAAUAUAGAGAGCCAGUGGUCCUUCACUUAGAACAAAAUAAAGAACUUUUUUCUAAAGAUUACACCGAGACUUAUUAUUCCCCUGAUGGCAGAGAAAUUACAACUAGCCCUCCGGUUGAGGAUCACUGCUAUUAUCAUGGACGCAUCCAGAAUGACAUUGACUCAACUGCAGUCAUCAGUACAUGUGACGGCUUGAAAGGACAAUUCACGCAUCAAGGUGAGACGUACCUUAUUGAACCCUUGAAGGUUUCUGACAGUGAAGCCCAUGCAGUCUACAAAUAUGAAAAUGUAGAAAAAGAGGAUGGGACCCCCAAAACCUGUGGAGUAACCCAGACUACUUGGGAAUCGGAUGAGUCUAUCAUAAAGACCUCUCAGGUGUCUAUUACUCCUGAAGAACAAAAAGACUUCUUGGAGGACAAAAAAUAUGAGCUUUACAUAGUUGCAGAUCACGUAUUGUUCUUGAAGUACAGUAGCAACAGGACUGUUAUAAGGAUGAGAGUAUUUGAAAUGAUCAACUAUAUAAAUUGGGUUUAUGCAGCUUUGAAUAUUCGUUUAGCAUUGGUUGGCAUAGAAAAUUGGAACAAUAGGAAUGAGUUUGUGGUCAGUUCAUCAGAGGACAACAAUUUGAACUCCUUUUCAAACUGGAGAAAUUCAAUUCUGCUGAAGCGCAAAAGGAAUGACAACGCUCAGUUACUCACGGGUGUUGACCUAAGUGGAGGAACUAUAGGAUACGCUUCCCUUGGCAGUAUGUGCAGUUCUUGGGGAUCUACGGGAAUCAUUCAGGAUCAUGCCAAACAUGCAUAUUUGGUUGGGGCUACAAUGGCUCAUGAGAUCGGUCAUAAUCUGGGCAUGAACCAUGAUGCAAAUUCUUGUACUUGCACGAAAGGCCCAUGCAUUAUGGCUGCUAGUGAAGAGCUAGAAGUUUCUAUGCAGUUCAGCUCUUGUAGUUUACAGGAUUAUCAGAAUUAUAUGAUGACUAGGACCCCACAAUGUCUUAUCAACAAACCCUUCGACACAGAUAUUGUUCAAGAUGCAGUUUGUGGGAAUUACUUUGAGGAGAAGGGAGAAGAAUGUGACUGUGGCUCUCCAGAGGAAUGUGAAAACAAGUGCUGUGACGCUGCAACAUGUAAACUGAAACCUGGGGCAGAGUGUGCAGAAGGGGCAUGUUGUGAGGAAUGCCAAAUUAAGAAAGCAGGAACAGAAUGCCGGAAGGCAAGAGAUGACUGUGACUUGCCUGAACUCUGCACUGGAAAAUCUGCUGAAUGUCCCAUAAGCUUUCAAAAGAAUAAACACCCAUGCCAAAACAACCAAGGUUACUGCUUCAGGGGGAACUGCCCUUUGGCAAACCAAUGUACUGCUCUCUGGGGGCCUGAUGCACAAGUGGCUCCAGAUGAAUGUUUUGAGAAUAACACGAAAGGUGAUGUGUAUCGCUACUGCAGUAAGAUAAAUGAUAGAAAUAUUCCAUGCAAACCAGAGAAUGUAAAAUGUGGCAGGUUAUUCUGCACAGGUGGUAAAGAGCACCCUUCGGCUGGAGAAAAGGUCUCAUUUGGUUCGUGGAAAGCCAGCUAUAUUGAAGAAAUUGAAGAUAUUGGAAUGGUUGAUCCAGGAACAAAAUGUGGAAAAGGAAAGGUCUGUCGCUUGGGGAAUUGUGUUGACUUAUAGACAGUCUUUGGAUGAACAAUUAACUUCUCUCAAAUUUGAUUUCGGAGAUCCUCCUUCCAGAAGUCUUCCUUC